This is a messenger RNA of Penicillium robsamsonii, 522 nucleotides long. RefSeq lists its product as uncharacterized. NCBI's taxonomy places the organism in Eukaryota, Fungi, Ascomycota, Eurotiomycetes, Eurotiales, Aspergillaceae. The record is from RefSeq and is a predicted model, not a curated record. The coding region runs from base 1 to 522 and encodes 173 amino acids. The transcript has a single exon.
AUGGAUAUAUCCGAAAUCUCCAAUCGGCUUUUGCCGGAACCCAAGAGAUUCCCAGACUGCUGCUUGGCCAUCUCCAGCACUUUGAUCGCCUAUCUUGCUUCGCUCCUCCCCAAAAAACCCGCAUUCACCAUCUCAGUCGGCAGCGGAUCUGGUCUCCUCGAAGGUCUCAUCGUGCAUUACGACAAGAAUGUGUCCGUCGAGGGUGUUGAGGUGGACUCAACUAUUAAUCGGUACAUUACCGAAGAAGAUAUGAAUAUCGUUGGCGGAGGUUGGGGCCUUUGGCCUGCCGCCCAACAGGCUACAGCGUGGAUGUUUGUCUACCCACGCGAUCCAAAACUCAUCACCAAAUAUAUUGAUACCUAUGGUGAUCAAAAUGUUGAUUUCAUUGUCUGGCUCGGGCCUCGGGUCGAUUGGCCAGAUUAUGAGCCGCGUUUCUGUCAAUCUCCAUUCUCCGAGUUGAGUUUUCCAGAUCAUAUUGGACUAACACCAUACGAGACUGUGGUUGUUGCUAGAAAACCAUGA